This is a messenger RNA of Erigeron canadensis, 990 nucleotides long. RefSeq lists its product as uncharacterized. Lineage: Eukaryota; Viridiplantae; Streptophyta; Magnoliopsida; Asterales; Asteraceae. The record is from RefSeq and is a predicted model, not a curated record. Bases 1 to 990 code for a protein of 329 amino acids. The transcript has a single exon.
AUGAAUGGUCACUCUUCUACACCACAACCUAUGGGAACACACGGAAGCUACACUACGCAGCCACCCUACUAUCCCUUCCCUCAACCUUCAACUUGGUACCCCAGCGAACAAGAUAUGAUCGUUAAAACAGACCCAGGUCCAUUUGUUCAAUGGAUUAAAGACUACCCUUUGCCGGAGGGAGGGCUACCAAAAGGCAUUGAAAUGUACGAGCGGAAGGGUGACCCAGACAAUCAUCUCAAACAUUUCAAUGGUAUGGUAAGAAUGCAAAAGUGGAAUGUGCCGGUAGCAUGUCAAAUGUUUGCACUGACCCUAAGGGAUACAACACGUGCAUGGUUGGAAAGCCUACCCAUAGGAAGUGUCACUAGUUUUGAAGACCUUAAAAGGAGAUUCAGAUCUCAUUUCAGCCAACAAGUAAAGUACAAGAAAAUACACUUGGAGGCCCAUAAUAUAAAAAGAAUAGAUAGCGAAAGCAUCCGGCAGUUCAUAACAAGAUACACAGAUGAGACAUCCCUCAUAAGAGGCCUUGGCGAAAACCAACGAGUCUCUAGUUUUAUGCAUGGCCUAAGGUGGAAGCCUCUGGUAGAAUUCCUAUCUAAGGAUCUACCAGAACUGUACACAGAGGUAACCAACAAAUGCCAUAUAUUCAUGACGGGUCAAGAAACUGCAGGGAAUGUCACAGGCCCAAUAGAAGGAAGGCGUUGGGAACAAGAUGACAGGUUUCGUCGCAACAACAAUUUCAGACAAGAAAGGAAUCGAAGCAGCCUGUUCCAUAGGCCACAUGGCACCUCUGCAAACAACCAUAGCACCCUACAACACAUUCCAAGAUCAAAAGACAUUUUGGCCACCGAAAAGCCACAAACAAAGCCACAAGCAGGUUCGAAAGCCAAAGACUUAACAAAGUUCUGUGAGUUUCACAAUGCUCAUGGUCAUGACACCAACGAGUACAUAGUAUUGAAGGGAAGGAUGGAAGAAGCGCUCAAGACUGGGUAG